AUGACAGUGCAAAAGUGGGCAGCUGAAUUUAGAAGAGGAAAUGGAAGUUCUGAAGAUGACUCAAGAUCUGGAUGUUCUACAACUGUCAUCACCAUGGAAAACUUUGAUCGUGUUCAUCACAUGGUGAUGGAUGACAGGCGAUUGGAUAUAAAUGAAAUAACCAAUGCUAUAAGCAUAUUCCGUGAGAGAGUUGAAAAUAUUCAGUACAAUGAACUUGGAAUGACGAAGGUUUCUGCUCAGUGGGCGCCAUAUCUUCUGGCACCGGAUCAAAAGCACAUAAAGCUGAUCGCAUCACGGGAAAAUCUGAAACAGAAAGACUCAGCAUUAGCAUUGUUACGGGACAUCACCUUUAUUCUAUGUUCCUUUAAAGUUUUCCGAUCAUUUUUCUCAUAA
Octopus bimaculoides (California two-spot octopus) is the source of this 393-nucleotide messenger RNA. RefSeq lists its product as uncharacterized. Lineage: Eukaryota; Metazoa; Mollusca; Cephalopoda; Octopoda; Octopodidae. The record is from RefSeq and is a predicted model, not a curated record.